CCUUCGCCCACAGACUCUUUCACGGGCGGUUCCGAGGACGAGGAAGACGAGUCUAUGGACAUCAAACCCAACAUCGAGGCCAACAACAACGCCGGCACCCCGCCCACCUCCGCCCACCAGCCUCCCUUGGCCCCGCCCACCCUCACGCCCGCGAAUCCGACCGGCCUCACCAACUCCCCUUCCAGCGUCUCCGCGCCCACGCCGGGAGCCGGUCUGCCCGCGGGCGUGCUGAUGGGCGGCGGGCGGCCCAACACGCCCACCAGGUCCCUGGGCGUGGUCCCGCCCACGAAUACCCCGCCCAUCCUCGAGCCGAUGAGAGUUAGCGACACAAAGGUUAAUAGCUCGUUCGCUGGUUUUAAUGAUAGACCCAUAAGCCAUGGUCUCAGCCUCAACGAUCAGGUCAGCAUCACCACCGAGACUCCGCCCACCGAGAAGGACCCAGGCAGCUUUCAUGACUCCGACGUGUCUGACGCUGAGGGCAGCACAGAACCCAAGGACCAAGGGGGUAGCGGCGACCCCAAACUCACCGAUGACGAUAAGGCCGGAAACAAGCGCCGAGGUCCCCGCACGACCAUCAAAGCCAAGCAACUGGAGAUCCUCAAGAACGCUUUCGCCUCGACACCCAAACCCACGAGGCACAUCCGGGAACAGCUGGCCAAGGAGACGGGGGUUGCCAAUGCGGGUUAUACAGUGUCAAAACCCUCGUCAUCUCUAAGUUGCGACCACCAUUCGCCGAUCUCUUUCGCUGUCGAGAUGGCAGUCCGCAAGUUAGAAGCGAAACCGCGCCUCAUGCCCAGCCGAGCCAUGACGAAAACUGAUCUGAAUUUUAACCGACUUCCCUCUUGUCCUCUGGUUGUCACGUGA
Penaeus monodon (black tiger shrimp) is the source of this 864-nucleotide messenger RNA. RefSeq names its product early nodulin-like protein 2. Lineage: Eukaryota; Metazoa; Arthropoda; Malacostraca; Decapoda; Penaeidae. Gene Ontology annotation, cellular component: nucleus. The record is from RefSeq and is a predicted model, not a curated record. The coding region runs from base 55 to 864 and encodes 269 amino acids. Gene Ontology annotation, biological process: regulation of transcription by RNA polymerase II; neuron differentiation. The transcript has 5 exons. Gene Ontology annotation, molecular function: RNA polymerase II transcription regulatory region sequence-specific DNA binding; DNA-binding transcription factor activity, RNA polymerase II-specific.